CGACGCAAAUCUGGUUCAUCGUUUUGAAAAACAAGCGUUCAGUGACGUUUCUCUUCGAAGCUCUUUUUUUACAUGGCUCCGCGGCGUGAAUUUUCUAUUAUGAUAUGACAAGUGGAAGAUUUAUGUGUGCGAAAGAGACGUCGUUUUAUGGUGAUCUCGGUUGCUCGCUAAUUGUUCCGCACGAAUAAUAAUAGUUUCUACAUCUUCACGUACAGUGCAUCUACGGUGACGAUCGAAUGUCGCGAGUGUUAAUUAUAUAUCUAUUACAUUCUCCGUCCAAUUGUUAAUUGAAUGUCCCAAAUUACGGUUACAUCAAGUGGGAUGGAACGCAGCAUACAUGAAAUGUUAAAGGAUGCGCCUUCCUUGAAUGAGAGCGACAGCGCUGUACAUACUGGGACUCCUCCACCUCAUGUACCAAACAAUUGUAGCAGCGAUGGUCACCCGAGGCCAGCCACUAUAAACUUGAGUUUAGGAAGUCCUACAAAUCAGACUUAUGUCUGUAUUUUUCCAGCGGUUGCAGUUUCCCCUAGUACACCUGUUCAAAAUGGUGAUACGCAAACUAUGCGCACUACCCAAAGCAAAAUUGAGAGUUUAAAGAAUUGGAGUAUCUCCACAUACAAAUGCACCAAACAGUUAAUGUACGAAAGAUUAGGGAAAACGUCCCGUACUGUAGAUUUUGAACUUGAGACGCAGAUUGAAUUGCUCAGAGAUACUCAGAGAAAAUAUUGCAAUGUUCUGCGAUUAUCACGAGCUUUGGCAUCACACUUUCAUCACGUUGUUCAGACGCAACACGCCCUCGGAGAGGCGUUUUCUGAAUUAGCACAAAAAUCGCCUGAACUUCAAGAAGAGUUUCUAUAUAAUUCGGAAACGCAAAGAAAUUUAACAAAAAAUGGCGAAACACUUCUAGGGGCCUUAAAUUUCUUCGUUUCCUCUGUGAAUACCUUGUGUAAUAAAACGAUCGAGGAUACACUGCUUACAGUGAGACAAUACGAAACUGCAAGGAUAGAAUAUGAUGCAUAUAGAACAGAUCUAGAGGCUCUUGUGCAAGCUACAAAAUCAGAUGGUAGUAAUGCAGCAAGAUUAGAAGAAGCACAGGCUAAUUAUGAAGGGCACAAACAGAAUUUCGAAAAAUUACGUUCAGAUGUUUCUAUCAAAUUGAAGUUUUUAGACGAAAACCGGAUUAAAGUGAUGCACAAACAAUUGCUGUUAUUCCAUAAUGCUAUAUCUGCAUACUUUUCGGGGAAUCAAACCGCAUUGGAGGCAACUCUUAAACAAUUCAACAUCAAGGUGAAAUCACCAAAUUCCACCUUACCCUCAUGGUUGGAACAGUAGUUGAAUUAGAAUGAACACCCCUCAUCCUGCCGCGAAGGAUGUGACUGUACAAGUGCGUUCGUCCAUCGAGGUACCCUGUUGCGAAACACAGAAAGUAAAGGUAGAACAGUUAUCAAAAACCACUCGACAAUUCGCUGGUACGUAUUGAAAGCUGCCGUUUAGUCUGAUAAUUUAAAUAAUGUAGAGUGAAAAAAAUUGCGAGAUUUAUGGUGUGUAUAAACAGACUGAAUCCCCAAAAGUUACUGUGUAAUAUUUUGAUCAUUACAUAUUGAUUAUUAUAUACUACAAUAUAUAUAAUACCUUUUUGGCAUACACAUCAUGUAUCAUAAAAGUAAUAAUUCUUUUAAGAAAAUUGCAAAUUGUAGAAGAAUUUCAAAACUUGUCCAACAAUGUCUCGACAAUUAAGUUCUGACGCUUAAACAUUUAAAGAGGCAAUAGAUUUAAUUUUUAUAUUUCUCUUAUAAAGGAAAUGUAAAUUUCCCCUCAAUGUAAAUACGUAACGUGACGUAAUAUGAUAAAUGGAGCCUUCUAUUUUACAGUAUAUUAGUGAUAUUAAUUGCUUGUUUAUAUCAUAUUUUACACACGCAUGUAGUUUAAUAAUAUGUCCACUAUCUUAAAAGACAAAUCUUUAAACUAUACAAAUCAUGUAUUAUUUCAUAAAAGUUUCAGCUUUAAGGCGAUAAUACUGUUGAACUUACACUUAUUUUAUAUGCAUAAUAAUAUAAUUACUUAAAUUAUUAUAAGUUAUUAAUUUGUUGAAGCAAGAAAAUGAUUGGAUGUGAACUGAAAAUUUCAGUAGAAUAUAAGGAGCUUGCAUUAAUUGCAUGAAACAUGUAAUUUUAAUAUCAAAAUACUUUUUGUGGCAUCACAUUUACUAUAUAAUUAUUAUACUUUGGUUAUAUUAUCAAAAACCAGAAGUAUUAUAUCUGUGACUUAUAUAUAUAUAUAAUAAAAUAAAUUACAGAUA
Molecule: messenger RNA, 2299 nt
Organism: Nylanderia fulva
Lineage: Eukaryota; Metazoa; Arthropoda; Insecta; Hymenoptera; Formicidae
Gene: Arfip
Product: ADP ribosylation factor interacting protein arfaptin
Biological process (GO): intracellular protein transport; regulation of Arp2/3 complex-mediated actin nucleation
Cellular component (GO): trans-Golgi network membrane
Molecular function (GO): phospholipid binding; protein domain specific binding
Source: RefSeq, a predicted model, not a curated record